CAGACUGUCAUGUCAUGCUUCAAGGUCUACUAUGGGCAGUUCUUCAUCUAAAGCAGCCCGUAAGCUACCCAAGGAAAAACCAUCAUGGGCAGGUUCUCGCACACCCUUGAAACCGGACAGUGCUCAAGAAAUACGACGUCCAAGACCACUCGCGUUUGAAAAUAAGACUGAUGCGAUCGAGGCCGAUGCAAAAGACCCGCAGUUUAUGUUCAAGCUAAACCAGCUAGGCCCUGUGCGCGUCGACCACCACAUGCGGUCCGUCCGACCAGCAGACUAUGUUCAGCAGAUGCAUCGUUCUCGACUUCAGUCUGAAAUGGAGGCUUCUCCGUCACAUUCCACUCGAAAUCGCUUACUGGCCUCAUCGCUGAGCGAAUUAUUGGAGUCCCGGAAAACAGUCAAAUCUCAAGCAGAACUUCAGGCCUUAGCAGAGCAGUAUCAUAUCGACAUUACCAAGCUGGACGAGCUCGCGAAGUUUGUCAACACACCCUCCAUUGACGAAAGCACCAUGGUAAAGAGCACCAACCAGGAAGGGGAGGAAACUCUGACAAUGAUGGUGAGUCCGUCAGUGUCCUACUAAGAGUACGAGUGAAAUUAUUGUAUUCAGGCUCGCUGGGUCGACCCCAAACUUGAAACGUGAUGGAGGUUGAUGAUCUUUCGAUUAUUCUUAGUCGUGCCACACUUUCUCUGAUAACACAAGUCCCGUAGUACUUACUUACAAAAUAGAGAUGUCAAAAU
Molecule: messenger RNA, 735 nt
Organism: Suillus discolor
Lineage: Eukaryota; Fungi; Basidiomycota; Agaricomycetes; Boletales; Suillaceae
Exons: 3
Coding region: 32-577 (181 amino acids)
Source: RefSeq, a predicted model, not a curated record